Daldinia loculata is the source of this 2217-nucleotide messenger RNA. RefSeq names its product SprT-like family-domain-containing protein. The transcript has 2 exons. NCBI's taxonomy places the organism in Eukaryota, Fungi, Ascomycota, Sordariomycetes, Xylariales, Hypoxylaceae. The record is from RefSeq and is a predicted model, not a curated record. Gene Ontology annotation, cellular component: nucleus. Bases 1 to 2217 code for a protein of 738 amino acids.
AUGUUAGAAGGUAAAUUAAGGGAUAGUAACGAGGAUGAAUUCCCAGAGGUAGACGUGGUCGUCGGUCGGUAUCAUAAAGUACUAGGAAAGCCGGAGACAGACAGAAAAAGUACACAGACGACGGCAAAGUCAAAUGCAGCAGUGAAAUCGACACCUCUUCGACGACGGAAGCUAGGCCAGGGUCAGAUUGUGGACGGAUCCCUCUUAAAACCUUGGGAUGACAUCGCAACUGCCAAGGGAAAAGAUAGCCGGACGUCAAAAUCAAGAAGCUCUCGUGCUCCUAUCCAAAGAGCAAACACCAAAUCAGAUGUAUCCUCUGGAGAUGCACCAAACCCAUUGCCAGCCACGGCUCGGCAACCAGUGUAUCGUACGAUCUCGUCCAGCACCAAGCCGGUUCUAUUGCCAAAAGAAAAGGAAAUACCUAAUCAAAAGAGUAGACGGAAAGAUGGACAUGAGGAAAACGAACAGGUUUCUCGGAAGCUAACCAAGAAAUCAACACCUUCGGAUGAGUCUGAAGAAGAAUCAGAUAUAAUACAGGAAAUCAUAGAGACAAGUGAAGAGGAAAUUUCUGAGUUCGUCUCAAUAUCCGAAUCCGAAUCAGAUACGUGGAACUCAGAUUCAGAACAUUCCUUGACACCACCCACGCGGCGCUCAACGAGUCCCACUACUCAAUGGGCGAAGCCUCAGAGAACGUUGUUCAGGGACCCAGGCAAAAAGGCGGCACCCAGCAACAAACAACCCCAAGCAACCAUCGUCAACCCAAGCAAACAUUCACCCAAACAACGCGAGCCCAAGAAAAAUAUUCUUGACUACUUCAAACCAUCCCAACCAGGAAACCUAGAAGACGACUUUCAGAAACUUCACAUCUUCAACGAGGACUCCGAUUCUGACGAGUCCUCGACUAAACCAGCUAAGAAACCUGUAUUGGAGCCUACGACGCCCAAUAGGACGCAGAAGACGCUGCCUGCGUCUCCCCUCAAGACAGCUAGGAUCCCCGCAUCGCCCUGGAAGCCCGAGCAUAAGGAGUUCUGGGACCCAGAGGUGAACUUCGCCUGGAUCGAUGAGCACUCGCCGGAGAAGCCCAAGGCCGGUAUGCCCGAGGAGGCGACCAAGGCGAAGAAGCAGGGUGCGCCGAAAACGGCUAAACGCAAGCCCGGCACGAGCCCAGCAAAGCAGCUCCGAGACGCGCGGCGUGCCUUCGAUGCCUGCAAGGAGAACCUCGCACAAACCUUUCUCAGCGAAUUGGAUGAGCGCGUGACGAAGGGCCAGCUGUCACAGCUCACGCAGGAGACGGGAGGCUUGCAGAUCACGUGGUCUAACUCCCUGCUCACGACGGCCGGACGCGCGCACUGGAAAUGCAGAACGGUGUCUACGGCGACACGGCACGCCGACGGCACUAGUAGUCAGGGCGCCACCAUGCGUCAGCACAACGCGUCCAUCGAGCUGGCGUCCAAGGUCCUCGGCAACGAGGCGGACCUCUUGAAUACGGUCGCGCACGAAUUCUGCCACUUGGCCGUGUUCAUACUCGGCGGCCCCAACACUGACCCUAACGCCGAACGUGGUAUGGGCGAGAAGAAAAAGAAAGCAGCAGCCCACGGCCCCGAGUUCAAGGCUUGGGGCGCGCGGUGCGGAGCCAUCUUCGGCGACCGCGGUAUCCGGGUUACUACGAAGCAUAGCUACGAGAUUGAGUACAAGUACGUCUGGCGCUGCGGGGACUGUGGCAUCGAGGUUAAGAGACACUCGAAGAGCGUGGAUACGGAGCGCCAGCGGUGCGGUGGAUGUCGUGGACGGCUGGUGCAGAUUAAGCCUGUGCCGCGUGGCUCUGGUGCCGCCGUCAAAACUGGUGCCGGCGCGACGAGUACUCCGGGUAAUAGCAUCGAUGCAGGUGGGAUCGGGAGCGGGAAAGACAGUACCGCCGCCGCGACGACGAUACCCAAGAAGAAGAGCGCAUGGCAGGAGUUCAUGACGAAAGAGACGCGCGUCCUGAGCCAGACAAACCCCGGGCUAUCGUUCAAAGAGCGGAUGGCGCUUAUAUCGAUGCGAUGGAAGGAGCUGCAGAAAGAAGAAAAGCAGAAGGAGGGCGGACGAGCAGUAAAGGAGCUGCAGGGUGCAGUCGAGGUCCUAACGAUCGACGAUGACGACGACGAAGAAGAAGAAGACAAACAACAGGAGCUGGAGGAAGGCAAGGCUCGGGGCACUUAUGACAUCUUCGCGUAG